This is a messenger RNA of Aspergillus aculeatinus CBS 121060, 1435 nucleotides long. RefSeq lists its product as uncharacterized. The transcript is spliced from 2 exons. The record is from RefSeq and is a predicted model, not a curated record. The coding region runs from base 1 to 1044 and encodes 347 amino acids. Lineage: Eukaryota; Fungi; Ascomycota; Eurotiomycetes; Eurotiales; Aspergillaceae.
AUGUGUUUAUUCCCCUUUCUGUUCGGGCGUGGCCCUGGAUACACUCCAUCUCCAACCUCCUCCUACUUCUCCACCACUGGCUCAGACGGCUAUAUCUCCGACGCCGACACCAUGUCUUCGAGUUAUUCCUCGUCCGAAGAGGAGGGCGCGCAGACCCUCAUCCACACGCAGCCUGUGCGCCGCGGCCAGCGGAUGCGUCUGUGGCCUCCCAUCACCGACAUGGAGGACGAGGUCGAGGACCAGGACCAGACCGGCAGUGAGAGCGCCGGGCCCGGGGUCUCUGAGGCCCAGACUUCGAGCGACUCUGAGGAUGGGGACGCGACCAUGUCUCUGGAUGAGACUGUGUCUAUCGAGAACGAGUCCGGGUCUACGAAGGAGAGCUACGAUCGCGUCCGCAGUGGGAUGCACAGCAACAGUUCAAGCGACACUGAGGCGUGCAAGCGUGGACACAACAGCCACAUCCUCCCCAACACCCCCUUUCGCCACACCACAACCUACGCCCGCCUAGGCCGCCCCGAAGUCGUCCCCGGCGCCACCACCUCAGCAACCCCGUACCCAGCUCCCGCCCGCGCCCGCGCCCGCGCCUCGGGGCCCUCCUCCUCUACCACCACCCCCCGCCCCCGCCGCAAGAAGACCGUCGUUGCCGCCUCCAAGACGCCCCGCGCCACCAUCGUGCGCCGCCGACCCUACGACUCGAGCUCCGACUCCGACCUCGACCGCCCGGUGAUCCGCAGCUUCUUUAGCGCGUACGCCCCCGUCCCACGCCGCGGCGACGAUAACACCCUGCCCCAGCGUCCCAUGGUCCGCCGCGCCGCCUACCUCGAUAUCGCGGCCGUGCACCCCCACCUGUUCGCCGUCGAGCCGCUCCGCGACGACCCCGACCGCGCCUACGAUGCCGAUCAGUCGGACAAUUCGUCGGAUCGGGAGGAGUUCAGCGAUUGGUCGGAUCUGGAGGAUACCGGGGAUACUGAUACUACCGGGGAUACUGGUGGUGGUGCUGCUGCUGGCGGUGCUGGCGGUCCUACUAAGCAGGAGAAGAAGUGAGACUUGGAUAGGGAGAGUUGGUCCUGCUCCUUGGCUUUGGGAAGCCUGAUCUCGCUUACCUUACUCGCUAUGUCUGUACUGUAUGUACGGGGAACUACCGUCGCAUAUCUGUUCAUGGCUUGGACUCGGCUUGUCGAACUUAUCUGGUGCUUCUCUCUUUGACUUCUGCUUGGCUUUUGCCCCGCUUAGGUGGUCAUCUGGAUGUGAUAUGGCUUUUCUUUUCGGAACGGGGAUCUUGUUCGUUUGGGUCUGGGUCGAUUCACCUACAGUACAGUAGUACACUUUCGAGGAUCGAUCGUCCGGUUGCCAGGGGGUCAGGUAGUCAGGGGGUCAGAUCUAGAGGUGAUAUUUGUUGCGUUUAGCUAGCGGAGUUGUAGUUUUCUUUGGCCCU